Molecule: messenger RNA, 2620 nt
Organism: Aplysia californica (California sea hare)
Lineage: Eukaryota; Metazoa; Mollusca; Gastropoda; Aplysiida; Aplysiidae
Product: mucin-19
Source: RefSeq, a predicted model, not a curated record
UGUCUUUGGCCGAUGACAAAAUUCUAUUUUUGGCCGUUCCGGUGAUGAGUGAAGACGGAAGUGUUGUUGCCGGGCAGUAAUCAGUCAGUUGUACUCCCCCCUACUUUUCGUUGAUGGUGUCACAGAAUUGGAUGUUGUUUUAGAAAGCGGGUUUCGGACGCCAGAGGAGGAUGUACCUUUCAUAACUUUUUUGGAAUACCUGUGUGAUAUACUUUUGAAGCACAGCAAAACGUUCACGGGUCCGGCUCCCAGCUGAUCCGUCGCAACUCGGCCAAAGGGACACAACCCAAUGUGGUCUCCCCUGUCAAGUCGAGCAACAUCCAGCGCAGCAAGUCGCUGCACGCUGUCAAUCAGCCGGCCAACGACGCUGCUUCUUCCCCUCCUCCCCCAUCCGCUUCUGCUUCCUCCUCCUCCUCCUCCUCCUCCUCCUCCUCACCUUUUAAAUCUCUCAAACAUAUCCGAGAUAUUAAGCAAAACGCAGCGGUGGUUGCUAAUAGAGGGUUUAGCAGUAAUAGGUCUCAUAACGCCCCUAUUAUUUUGAGAACUUCAACUACAAAUGGCGCAAGUAGUAAUAAUAAUGCUGGGGGUAGAAGUAAUAACAAUGAGGGCGCUAGUAGAAUUGGUGGGAAUUACGCAGGCAACAGUGAGAGCGAGGAUAGGGCCGCUGUGGGCGCCAAUCUUGGGAACAGAGCGUGGCUGAAGGACGCCAAUCUUGCCUCAGUGGCUGGGGGGAUAUCUGGCACGGGCCGAAGAGGGUCAGGGGUCAAUUCUAGCGCCAACGAAAACACAAACGAUGGUGGAAUGGUGUCGUCUUCUUCAUCUUCUUCUUCUUCCACUACUACUAUUACUACUGGUGGUGGUGGCGGUGGCGGUGGUGGUGGGUUGUAUGUAAAAAGGCGAGCAGGGUCCCAGCCUCGAGUUGUGACCACUUCUGUGUUCCCAGCUAGGGACUCCGCUGAGAAAGGGGACCCAGUAUCCUCGCGAUACACUUCUACAACAGCUGCUUCCUCAUCAUCCUCUUCCUCCUCCACCCCUGUAUCCGCUGCACUCCCGCCUCGACCACCCUCCUCAUCCUCCUCCUCUUCAGCUAUUGCUUCGUCCCCUUUUUCCUCCGCUUCAGCGAAUCCCGCGUCUUCGUCUUCUUCUUCCUCUUCCUCCUCCUCCUCCGCUUCGCAAAUCCGCGUGCUUCGGUCCAAACAAACCGGAGCGCCCAACGCGGACACCCCCGCCCCCUCUUUCGCCCACACCAGCCCUCUCCAGCGUGCUCAAGGAGUGAGUAAGUCCCAGAUCUUAUUGCAAACGCCGGCGGCCUCGGGCUCUUCCUCCUCCUCGUCUUCUGGUGGCCAAGAGUUCCGAGGUCUGCCCAGCGUCCGGUUGCUCGCCCAGUCGUUCGGCAGCAACACGGCCCUGAACCAGCUCCCCCCGCACAGCACUAACCCCCGCGCACUGAGUGGCAGCCACACUAACCUGUCUCCCAGCCGGGCGGUGGUCCGGUCCAGCAGCAGCGUCUGCAUAAGCGAGAGCAGACGACCGGCCGCUCGACCCUCCAAUAAUUUUCUCUUCAUCAAGGGCAACAACACGGGGGCGCCUCAACAGCAGCAGCAGCAGUCGGGACUACAGGACGAGCCUGUGGUGCUCAUCAACGGCAGGCCACAACAGCAGAUCCCACAAGCUCAACGGCCGAGCGGAACUACCACCAGCAGCAGCGACAGUAACGGCGGUGUGAAUGAACUGGAAGCGGCGAGAGCGAGGUUGAAAUCGAAUAGAAAUUCAAGGGAGGUAAUUGAUGAUUACUCUGUUUCCAACGGUAAAUCUGGGGUUGUUGCCCCUGACCAGUUCAGUUAUCCGUCGAGCGGGACGUCCAGUGAGCAAAGAACAGAGAGAAACAACGGAGGUGUCUACGUCAAGAAAACGGGCAACGAAAACAAAUCCAACAUCUCCAGUGCCUCGACAGACUCGCAGCCUUCCAUAACCGUUAAGUCCAUCAACUCCAUUUCCUCCCUCGCUAACAGCAACAUCAACCCCUCUGGCCCCACGUCUAGCCAGACAACCAAAAAUGUCUCCUCCUCCUCCUCUUCGUCCCAUGUGUCUUCCACAUCCUCGAUAUCUGCCAGUUCCUCAGCUCCCAAACUGUCAGGGUCGGCAGAAAACAGCAUUGUGGCGUCAUUUCUAUCUUCAAAAUCGGGACUCGGUACGGGGAGAGCAGAUGUCCCAAUCCACUCAACAACUUCUGCUCGCUCUACCACAGGCGGCGUACGGUCAGCAGCGCAGCCUAACCGCAACUCGGAUUACUUUCCAACAACGACAUCACGCGGAGAGUCCCCACCUCUCCCUCCCUCCUCCUCCUCCUCAAUUGUCGAUACUUUUAAAGCCACGCCCCACGCAGGGGUCGCCAACAUCCGGCGCAGCAAGUCCAGAGAGGAGCUCCAGGCAGCAACGGUCACAGCACCAGCAGCCGGACACCAACAAGGCCGGCCCAUGGACCGCGACUCUCUGCUCAGACAGAUCCAGGCGCGCCGAGUGGACCACGAGGACAACUCUGUCGAUGGUGCUGGGAGCGGAAGCAACUUCCGAGCUAUGGCCAAGCUGUCGCAGUCCAUGCCCACGUUGUUCCGGGAAG